This is a messenger RNA of Salvia hispanica, 561 nucleotides long. Its product is annotated as large ribosomal subunit protein eL30-like. NCBI's taxonomy places the organism in Eukaryota, Viridiplantae, Streptophyta, Magnoliopsida, Lamiales, Lamiaceae. The record is from RefSeq and is a predicted model, not a curated record. Gene Ontology annotation, molecular function: RNA binding.
GGGCCGGGUCGAUCAGUUUGAAUCCGAAAAUUCCUACCAGAAAACCCCUAUUAGAAACCUAGCCGGCAAAGUAUACUGCGCGCCCCUGUGCAAUACUAAGCUUUCUCUCAACUCUUCGUAACAAUGGUGGCCGCGAAGAAGACUAAGAAGACUCAUGAGAGCACAAACAACAGAUUGGCCCUGGUGAUGAAGAGCGGGAAAUACACGCUUGGAUACAAAACCGUGCUCAAAACUCUCCGCAGCUCCAAAGGAAAAUUGAUUCUGAUCUCCAACAACUGCCCGCCGCUGAGGAAGUCGGAGAUUGAGUAUUAUGCCAUGCUUGCAAAAAUUGGCGUUCACCACUACAACGGAAACAAUGUCGAUUUGGGCACAGCUUGUGGGAAAUACUUCCGUGUUUCAUGCCUCAGCAUAGUCGAUCCAGGUGACUCGGACAUCAUCAAGUCUUUGCCUGGUGACCAUUGAUAAGCGAUAGUCUUUUGUAAGGCCUUUUAUGUUCUGGAUACGAUUCUUAUUUCAAGUUGUACAAUCUCAGAGUUUAUAUCAAGUUUUUUUAAUGUGAUA